AUGGGCUGUACUUCGAGUUUGCCUAUGGACGAUGAGAACGAUCCGUUUCUACAGAGUAAAAGAGCAAAUGAUGUUAUCGAACAGUCUUUGCAAAAGGAAAAACGAAAUAGCAAAAAUGAGAUCAAAUUGUUAUUACUAGGAGCAGGUGAAUCAGGGAAAUCGACAGUACUGAAGCAAUUGAAACUACUACACAAAGGGGGGUUCAGCCAUCAGGAACGGCUGCAAUACACACAAGUAAUUUGGGCAGAUGCUAUACAAUCGAUGAAGAUUUUGAUUAUUCAAGCAAGAAAACUUGGCAUCUCGCUGGACUGCGACGAUCCGAUCAAUCAAAAAGAACUCUUCGAGUGCAGGAGAAUCUUGCUCCAGGCUAAACCCCUAGACUAUAUCGAUGCAAACGUAGCAGGCGGCUCGGAGUUUCUGAGCGAUUACGUUCUAAAAUAUAGUGAACGGUAUGAGGCUAAAAGAAAGGUAAGCAGCACGGGGAAAGUCAGGGCAUUCGAGACCGAAGAUGUACUUGAAGACUGCGAAAGUCAACUUGAUCUGCGUGACAUUUCUCAAAAUCUAGAUGAGCCUGCCAUUGAUGAUACACUAUUUGUUAAAAAGCAGCAGCAAAGGCGCACUGCUAACAAUCAAGAGGUGGCCUCUGCCAUAAAGCAACUGUGGAGCAGAGACAGGGGUAUCAAGCAGUGCUUUGCGAGAUCCAACGAGUUUCAAUUGGAGAGUUCAGCUCCAUACUAUUUUGACCAUUUAGAGAAUUUUGCAAGACCAAAUUAUGUAUGCUCGGAUGAGGAUAUCUUGAAGGGGCGGAUUAAAACAACGGGCAUAACAGAGAAUGAAUUUACCAUUGGAAGUUCAAAAUUCAAGGUUUUCGAUGCGGGUGGACAGAGAUCAGAACGAAAGAAGUGGAUUCAUUGUUUCGAAGGUAUAACGGCCGUUUUAUUUGUUCUUGCCAUCAGCGAGUACGAUCAAAUGCUUUUUGAAGACGAAAGGGUGAACCGCAUGCACGAAUCGAUUAUGCUUUUUGACACAUUGGUAAAUUCUAAAUGGUUUCGUGACACGCCUUUCAUCUUGUUUCUGAACAAGAUGGACAUAUUUGAAGAAAAGAUCAAGAGAACACCAAUAAGAAAAUUCUUCGGUGAUUACCGUGGCAGAGUAUGCGAUUGCGAAGCUGGUGUAAAGUACUUUGAAAAUCUCUUUCUCAGUUUGAAUCGUUAUAAUAAGCCAAUAUACGUAAAGAGAACUUGCGCGACAGAUACUCAGGCCAUGAAAUUUGUUCUAGGUGCCGUGACGGAUCUGAUCACGCAGCAGAAUCUAAAAAAAAGUGGAAUACUAUGA
Messenger RNA from Zygotorulaspora mrakii, 1335 nucleotides. It is a transcript of the gene GPA1, whose product is annotated as guanine nucleotide-binding protein subunit alpha. Bases 1 to 1335 code for a protein of 444 amino acids. NCBI's taxonomy places the organism in Eukaryota, Fungi, Ascomycota, Saccharomycetes, Saccharomycetales, Saccharomycetaceae. Gene Ontology annotation, cellular component: heterotrimeric G-protein complex. Gene Ontology annotation, molecular function: GTP binding; G protein-coupled receptor binding; G-protein beta/gamma-subunit complex binding. The transcript has a single exon. The record is from RefSeq and is a predicted model, not a curated record. Gene Ontology annotation, biological process: G protein-coupled receptor signaling pathway.